AUGUACUCUGAUACAAAAUCUGAUUCUCAGUCAAAGCACAGCGAGAAACUGGACACUACAGCCAAUUCAGCAGAUCAAGUCCAACCAAAGAAGAAGACGCAGGCAGAACUCGACAAAGAAUUACUUGCAAAGAUGCAGAGUUUAGAUGGUGACGGAGGCAGUGCUGGCGUUGAGUACGAAGACGGAAAACCUGUUUCAAUGAAGAGAAGUGUGAAGAACAACAUGUUUCGAUACAUUUAG
Plenodomus lingam JN3 is the source of this 240-nucleotide messenger RNA. RefSeq lists its product as uncharacterized. The record is from RefSeq and is a predicted model, not a curated record. Lineage: Eukaryota; Fungi; Ascomycota; Dothideomycetes; Pleosporales; Leptosphaeriaceae.